This is a messenger RNA of Myripristis murdjan (pinecone soldierfish), 1527 nucleotides long. RefSeq names its product testicular acid phosphatase homolog. NCBI's taxonomy places the organism in Eukaryota, Metazoa, Chordata, Actinopteri, Holocentriformes, Holocentridae. The record is from RefSeq and is a predicted model, not a curated record. Gene Ontology annotation, biological process: lysosome organization; negative regulation of ERBB4 signaling pathway; regulation of neuronal synaptic plasticity. Bases 116 to 1357 code for a protein of 413 amino acids. The transcript has 12 exons. Gene Ontology annotation, molecular function: protein tyrosine phosphatase activity; receptor tyrosine kinase binding; acid phosphatase activity. Gene Ontology annotation, cellular component: postsynaptic membrane; lysosome.
GGGAUUCAGAGCUGAGAGUGCUGCUCUCCUUCAUUCAUUUGACUAAGACGGCAAAAUGUGUGGCAAAGUAUGCUAAGGAGAACUGUGUGACAGAGGCAGACAGACAACUGAAAAGAUGUGGAAGUUCACGAAAACUUUCGGAUGUCUCUUCCUUCUCUUUUUCUGCUUGUCUCCGACUGAAUGCCGUGUGCUGAAGUUUGUUGUAGCUGUGUUCCGACAUGGCGAUCGAUCGCCCAUUGAGUCGUAUCCCAGGGAUCCGCAUGGGGAGGAAGUGUGGGCUCAGGGCUUUGGACAGCUAACAGAGCUGGGGAUGAAGCAACAGUUUGAGCUGGGAAGGUUUCUGAGGAGGCGCUAUGGACGCUUUCUCAGUGAGGACUACAACAACAAAGAGUUAUACGUGCGGAGUACUGACUACGAUCGGACUCUGAUGAGCGCUGAGGCCUGCCUGGCUGGGAUGUUCCCCCCGAGCAGACGCCCACCUCCCAUCAUGCCCCAGUUACCAUGGCGGCCCAUUCCGGUGCACACCAUCCCUAGGGCCCAGGACAAGCUGCUGAAGUCCCCGGGCAAAGACUGCCCAAGAUUCAGAGAUUUGAUGACGCAGACCUUUGAGAGCCAGCCCUACCAGAGAUUCCUAAGGGCUCACCAGUAUUUUGUGGAACAACUUUCCAACCACACCGGCUACCCCGUGUCCAGGCUGGUUGGCAGAAAAAUAUGGAGGGUCUACGACACUCUGACCUGUCAGAGGAUCCACAACCUGACUCUCCCACGCUGGGCCACCCAAGAAGUUCUGGACACCCUGAGGAAAAUAGCAUCUUUCGAGGUCAUGUACAGUAUCCUCAGUCAUAAGCGGAAAGAGAAGGCCAGACUCUCGGGGGGGGUCCUGCUGAAUGCCAUCCUGAGGAAUUUCUCCAAGGCUGUAGAGCAAGGGAGCACUCUCAAAUUCAUCAUGUACUCAGCUCACGACUCUACACUCAUCACCCUCCAGGCUGCUCUGGAUGUGUACAAUGGCCUUCUUCCUCCUUAUGCUGCCUGUCAACUCUUUGAGUUCUACCAGGAGUAUGAUGGAUCCUAUUCUCUGGAGCUGUAUUACCGCAAUGACUCCUGGCGCGAUCCCUUCCCAAACCCUGUGCCAGGCUGCAACGGGUUGAACCCCUGCCCUUUGUCCAUGUUCACUGAGCUGGUGAGGGAGGUUGUGGCAGAGAACUGGGAGGCGGAGUGCGGGCUCAGACCAAGAUGGGCAAGCACAGGCGUCAUAACGGCUCUUGCAGUGGCUGUGGGUCUCCUGGCAGUGGCGCUGUUGCUUAGCAUAGGAGUGGCAAUCCACAGGAGAAAAGCACACUACUCCAGAGAGGUGUAGUGCAGAGGAGUGUCAGAUCAAGUGCCAAUCAUAAACAAUGCUGCCUCUCACCUGUGAGGAUAGUGCUAAUAAUGUAGCAUGUACACGUUUUUAUUAGUUUCAGUCUUACCUGGGUAUGUGGGGUUUUUCAAACUCUUACUUUUUCUAAGAUUUCUUACAAAUUCUGUAUU